UUUUGGCAUUAAUUAGUGAAGAAAUAUUUUGGAUUUUUGUCAUUUCCAGGCAAGUAAUAUUAUGCAAAAAUCGGGCAUGUAAAAUGGUCAGCGAGGAAGAUGAGUAAGGCGGUUGGGCAGGUGUGUGCGUGCGUGUGUGCCAACGCAACCUCUCCCCCUCCCACUCGUUCCACUAAUUGCUUCCACUACGGCAAACGGAAAACACAGAGCCGGCGCUUUAUCACGCUUAUCAGCAAACAACGUAAGCGCAACGUAAUGAGUAAUCGCGUUAUGCUAACCGCUUUUCUUCGAACUGUUCAACCACCUGUAGCUAUAGCCACACAUUAUUCCCAACUUCCCGGCGAUGGCGUAAUUGUUUUGAUAAUGCAAACAAUGAGCGCUCGUCCAUUUUUAGCCGGGCGACAUUGAAGAGAAAUUAAAAGUAAAUAAUAGUGGAAGGUCGCGCCGAGUAUCGGCGUUUAAUAAUUAAUUUGUUGGCCAAUUUUGGCAAAUCGAGCUUGGCCGCGGCACUGCAUGUUUUAUGCUUUGGCCAUAAAUGGCCGGGUUUUCCUUUUGGCUUUUCAAACUGUGUUGCCUUUUUCAGCGCACUGAGCAAAAUUAAAAAAAAAAAACUGAAAAAGCACUUAUACCAUUUAGCGGUCUUAUCGGAUGCUCUCUUUCUCCCACCCGCACAGCAGUAGGCGAUAUAGAAAGAGAUAGAGGGGGAGGGCAACAGGUGGCCGGCGAGUACCGUUAGAUAUUCCAGCAAUUGCGUAACUAAUUAAACAAUUGCCUGCAAUUAAACAUAUUUGCUCAAAUUAAUGGAAUACUUUUAAA
This is a messenger RNA of Drosophila simulans, 816 nucleotides long. RefSeq lists its product as uncharacterized. The transcript has a single exon. The coding region runs from base 100 to 408 and encodes 102 amino acids. The record is from RefSeq and is a predicted model, not a curated record. NCBI's taxonomy places the organism in Eukaryota, Metazoa, Arthropoda, Insecta, Diptera, Drosophilidae.